Molecule: messenger RNA, 507 nt
Organism: Lactuca virosa
Lineage: Eukaryota; Viridiplantae; Streptophyta; Magnoliopsida; Asterales; Asteraceae
Source: the annotation of a GenBank genome assembly
AUGGGUAGACCAAGAUUGGAUCCUGAUAUCAGGCAUUGGACUAGAGGUGGUGUUAGAAGUAGUAGAGGUGGUGCAAGGGGUAGUAGAGGUGGUAUAGGGAGUAAGAGAGGUGGUGCAGUGGGUAAGACAGCUGGUGCAGUGGGUAACAGAGGUGGUGCAGUGGGUAACAGAGGUGGUAAAGGUAGUAAAAGAGGUGGUACUAGUGGUGGUAGGGGUGGUAAGACAUCUGCUGGAGUGGCUGAGGUUGAAGGUGGUGGAGUGGCUGAGGUUGAAAAUGAGGAUGACACUAUUCCUGAAAAAUAUUUAGUCCAUCUAUGGAAGGCAAUGCAAGAUUUGAAAGAAGAGGAGGAUCCACCUCAGACUGAGACACAAGAUGGUGCUGAAGAAAUUAUCCCUGAGACAAAACCAGAAAGCGAAGAAGAAGAAGAAGAAGAAAAGAAGAAGAAGAAGAAGAAGAAGAAGGCAUUAAUGACACCCAGGAAUUACCAGUACACCUUAGGAUUGUGA